Exophiala spinifera is the source of this 1626-nucleotide messenger RNA. RefSeq lists its product as uncharacterized. The coding region runs from base 1 to 1626 and encodes 541 amino acids. The transcript has a single exon. Gene Ontology annotation, biological process: regulation of DNA-templated transcription. Lineage: Eukaryota; Fungi; Ascomycota; Eurotiomycetes; Chaetothyriales; Herpotrichiellaceae. The record is from RefSeq and is a predicted model, not a curated record. Gene Ontology annotation, molecular function: DNA-binding transcription factor activity.
AUGUCACAAACUUCACCAACAGACCGGGCAUCGAAUACCUCUUUCGCUCUCCCCGGGACGCAGACUGCUGCAUCUCAGGCCGCAGGUCCCAAUGCAGACUCCUCCAGGCCAAGUACGGCGAGUUUUGCCAGGACCGAAGCAUACAGCAACUUGGACGGGCCCGUCCAUGGGAGGCAAGGAGCAGAUAUCAAUUCAGGAUUCGAGUCACGCCGGCCAUCAGCCGACUCCAGCGUCCAGACUCCUUCUCGGGCCUUUGGUGUGCACAGCAUCUUGAACCCGCAGACGGAACCCGAAGGGCAGCCUCUGGCGGCGGCAACAAGCAGCCAGUCACAUGCUGGUUUUCCCCAAGGACCGCCUGAAGAAUCACCUCGUGUUCGAAAACGCACGGAUCUUCGAUCGUCGGCGCAGGAGCACUCUCAGUCCGGUAGUGCACGUGUUGGAAGGCGUGUGCUCACGCCAAAAUCUCCCGCCGUCCGUGCGGCGAGUCUGGGUGCCAGGAGAAACCCUACGUUUCACUCCACCAUACAACCCCUCCAACCCUUUUCCGGGUCGACAGGCCGGAACUACACUGCUGAAUCCGGGCCGUACAGGACCUCAGAAAUCCCACCUCUUCCAUCUUUGGCGAUAGCAACGGGACCGAAUCUGCCAAGCAUCGCGCCACUCGAGCCUGGUACCCAAACGCGCUCUGCGCCUGCGCCUGGGAACUCUCCGCGGGGUCUGGAGUCUGUCGUUACGCACACAGCAGAUCGAGCUUUGCCGGGUCAGCCAACUUACUCAAGGAUUGAACAGCCUUCACCUCUAUUCCGCUAUGGUCCUGGCCAGCCACUCUCUCAGCCCUCGCCUGCCCACAGAGGGUUUCCACCGAGCGGGCCUGGCGGAUAUGGUCAUGAAACCCAUCUACAUGGCCCCCAUGAAGGCUACCAAGCAGGGCAAACGUCUAUGAAUCUGACUUUGGACACGGACCAAGGACCCUUGGUUCUUCCUGUGGAGUUGGACCUACAACAAGCUUCGAGGGUGGCAGACGAGAAAAGAAAGCGGAAUGCCGGUGCGUCAGCUCGUUUCCGGGCUCGACGGAAGGAGAAAGAGAAGGAAGCUUCUCAGACAAUUUCAGGUUUGCAGCAAGAAAUGAGGGACUUGAUCGAAGAGCGAGAUUUUUAUCUCUCCGAACGAGACCACUUUCGUGAGCUUGCUGCAAGACACGGCGCCAACCCGCAACUUCUACAACGUCCUCCAUCACCCAGGCAGCGGCGACUGGCGGCGACGGCAGCAGCGGCUUCGGCAGGUCCAGCACCAACCAGUGGCGCUAGCUCUGAGCCGCAAUUUGGCUCGGAAGAUUCAUAUCGCGAAUAUCACGACAGAGAGUCUUCGAGUCAGCGCCGGCGGACCGGAGACUAUCAGCCAAUUUUCGUCGCAGCCUCGACUCAAUCGCCAUCUCAACCGGGGUACAGCGGAUUUCCACCGCAGCCUCCAAUGCCUCUGCCACCCCCUCCCACGACGACGAGUUCCUCCUACGCAGCUUCCCGAUCGUUGCCACCGGGACCGGCAGCGCCUUCCAUUACAAGAUCGCGGUCGUAUGAUCCUUUCCACCGAGACCCUUACGAUCGCACAUGGCCUUCAGGUCGAUAA